UGCUCAAGGAUCAAUAAAGUGCAAGUAAGAGUUUCUAUAUAGAAGUCUAGUCAUGUUUUCUUGGCUUACUAUUUGUGGAUUUGCAAAAUAAAAAAACUCUGCACUAGAACGCUAGCUAUUGGUAGCUGCAUGCAAGAGUGAGAAGAGAGCUGCAAGGCUCUGCUGACUUGCAGCCAUUAAUUUUAUACUUGAACUUUUGGCAUCGAUCGUUUUUAACAACAAUCAUGGUCGAUCAUUACCCACUAUUUGAGUUUCCCUGACAAAAUUUAAAAUGUUUAUCAUGAUAAUUAUAAUCAAUGUGUGUAUAAAAGCUAGCUAUUAGUAGUUUUAUGUUAUGUAGCUUUGGCACCUCCACUGAGGCACCAGCACCCGCGGUGCUUUCAUUAAUACUGAAAUGGAAGAUGUCUGUGAUACCUACUGUAUUACUAGAAUGUUUUGCGAGUAUCAAACAUUUGCGAAUUUUGCGAGGGUUGAUCAAUUCGCAACAAUAAUAUCCACAAAACCUAAAUUAUUACUAGUAAAUACACACGAUCCUUGCCAGAACGCAAUAGUUAGAUCGCAAAGGGUCAAAUUUUCUGCUGAUUUGGCUCUUUCGCAAAGGUUUUUCACCCGCAAAAUAUUCUAGUAAUACGGUAUAUAGACUUGGCAAGACAGGAAUGGGCAAAAGCACAACUGCAUGCAGACAGGUUGCUAGUUGUAGACUAUGCAUGUUACAGUUUACGUGGGCGUCCGUGACCUUCCUUAUCUGGUGGUGGUCAUUUCUUACCAUAAUAGUUGCUAUGAUUAGUUUCACUGUUGUGUACACUGAGUAACCUUUGGCCAAAGCAUAUAAUAGGCUUCAAAGGGAAAUGCUGGAAAUAACAAUCUCCACCCACAUCUAGAGAGUUGAUUAGUUUGCAGUAGUGAAGCUUUAACAUUGCAAUGGCAGAUGUAAGUGAUACCUAUAUAGAUUUUCUUGUGCUGGGUAAGACAGGAAUGGGCAAAAGUACCACAGCAGACAGGUUGCUGGUUGCUGAUUCUGUUACAGUACCAGGUGUCUUUGAUAUGACCCCUGUGGAAAAAAAAGGCGGCAAUACACAGCUAGAUGAUAUUCUAAUCUGGAGACUUAGCGGACGGAGUGUGGAAGAUGUUAAAGAGCGUGUCAAGUUCUUUUUGGGAAAUAGAGCUGUCGGUAUUACUGGUAUUGAUGCCGUUGAUCCUAAUAAAAAAAGCCCUGACUCGGUUACGAAAGAUUGUGUUUUAUUGUCAAACGAAAAGACUCGGAUUCGUGUUCUUGAUGUUCCAGGUUUCCACACCUCUCUGUCCUCUCAGCAAGCAGCUGCCCAACAAGUAGCCAAUCAAGACAACCUAGGCAUCAUGCGACAAAUCCUCCGAAUUCAAGCUGUAAAGCAGCUGCACUUUCGUCGUAUUCUUUACUUUCUGCCUUCUCGUGGUGUUUGUGAAAGAGCUGAUUGCAACUUCCAGGAGGAGCUUAAGGUUAUGUAUCAUUAUUUUGGUCGUGUUAUUUUCGAUUCGAUGAUUGUCAUAGCUACAAUGCAUCCUCGAAGGAGCAAGGUGAAUGCAUUUAGUGUUGAAGACUUUGAAGACAAUCGAGUAACACUAACCCGUGCCUUUCAACUUGCCCUCGCUGCCAAAGGUCAGAAUCCAGAUGAGGUUCAAGACAUCCCAAAGCCUCCAAUCUCUUACCUGUCUUUGGUAGCAACCGGCUCUGAUAUACUCAAAGAAUUGCGACAGACAAGAGUAACAAGAAUGGAUGGAUUACAACUGCACCUUCAAGAGAACACUUGCGCUCGAUGCUCCCUCAAAUUUGGUGUGCACAGGAUGGCAACUCUCGUUGAGCCAGUGGUUUCAAUUCGACAGAAUGAUGGUGAACGCUCUGCGUAUGACCAAUCAAAGUGCCACCCUUUCAUCACACGAAAGUAUAGUAAGAUACAAAGGUUUUUGGGAGGUGUGGCAUACAUUGUGUUGCUUGGAAUUCCAAAACUGGCUGGCAACCCUUGGCCUGGGUUUUUCAAUCACGAUGAGGAGUGUGCAAAAUGCAAGAAUCCUCCUGGAUCUCCCGGCUGUACUCUGCUUGGUGAGGAAUGGGUAAUGGCAGGGAACAAGGAUAAAGUCGACCAUGAUAGUAAACUGGAUCAAGUAGUAGUGCAACCAUAGCUUUCAUUGCUGUUUAUGUGUGUUCAGUAAUUUAUCUUGUUAUUGUCAUAAUCUUUUUGUUUACCCAUAACAUUGUUCCCAUGGAUAUUGAGUGAUAAGAGAAUGGAUAAUGAGUGUGGUCACAUGAUAAUUAAUUGUGCACACACAAAUAUUAAACACACACACUAGUGCUUGUAUAAAACAAAUACCUAUAUACUGUACAGAAAUCAAUUAAUAGAGGUCUCACUGCUACUUUCGAUGCUGGCAUCAAUUAAUAGAGGUCUCACUGCUACUUUCGAUGCUGGCUCGUGCUCUUUUCGUAUCCAUAUUGUAGGUGUGGUCAACUUUGAUUGGUUGGUAUCCAUUUUCCUCGUAUAUUGUAUUCACUUGCUUACACCCCUGAGCCCCGGGGCCUUUGUGACAGCUGAUACACUUCUCCUCGCUGAAAUUCCACUCUAAAAGAAGCAGUCGUGCGAAUCCGCGAAAAACUGAACGUGCUGUAUAUGUCGAGUGCAUGUACGGAUGACAUAAUGACUGUUUGUACGGUAUUGCAUUGCUCCAAGGGGCUUCCCCUGGCCCUCUAUACUCAGCCAUCAAAGUAUCGUCUUCUUGGACGCCAGUCUCUAUACCACAGCGGCAGCACGUGUUUGUGUUGAACUCCAAUUUCAGCCCAUCAUUGCUGUCGUUCUCAAUAUCUGCUGAUGUUAUCUUGUCCAAAAUCUGCUCACAGGUGUCUGUCAUGGUGAUUAAAAUGAUUGGUGGUCUAGGUAGUCUGGUUGUGUCCUUCCUCUUCUCUUGAUACUCCCUAACUAGAGCUUCACAAAAGAGAUUUCUGCUUUGUUCCAGUUUUUUCGCUGGAAAUUUUUGCUCUGUAGAUAGACUGAGAUCUUCACUCGUGUGGCUGGCAGCUGUGCCCACAAGCACCAUGCGCUUAAAGAUGGAUACACCGAAGAAUUUUACCAUUUCUUGGAUUUCUUGUUGAAUCACUCGAUCUGCUCUUUUUAGUGGGCCGGUUGGUAGAAAGUAAAGAACGCGUUGAAAUCUUAGCCCAGCCAGUGCCUGGAUACGGACAAUGUGUCGCACAACAGCUAAAUUGCUGUCUUUCGUGUUUGUAGCUCCUUCCAUGAAAUCGGCGCUAAAGAAACCAGGAGUGUCUAGAAUUUGAAUCCUUGAGUUUUCGUUUGUCAAAAGUUGGCAGCUUCUUGAGCUCUUGUAUACGCUCUCCCGCAGGUCAUCGGCAUUUCUAAGUUCAUCAAUGUUUAUAUGUGGCUCUUUUUCGUAUGUUUGUCGACAAAAUAUGAUAUUUUUAAGUCUGAUUAAGAAGUUUGCAUGCUCAUCUUGAUCGGUAGAUAACACCCAUCCCGUCAAAUUCUCCCAUUGUGUCUUGUCUCUGUGCAUGUCUAAACUUUCAUCUAGCCCUCUAUUUUCACCGUGAGCUCCGCUUACUUCUUCUAUUCCUGAGCCUCUUUUUUGGUCAGUAGAAGUUUUCUUCAGAGGUUUUCUCGAGUUUACAACCUCCCCUCUUCUUUGUCGGUUGUUUUGCGCUGCUGUGGAGCUAACGAUUUGUAUAUUGCUUCGAUGUAAAUCACUCGUUUCGAUUUCAUCGUGUUCUUGCUUGGGUAUUGUCACUACAGGUGUGUUCGGGACCAUUACCUUGUCGACAGUGGAACUUUUACCCAUUCCAGUUUUCCCGACAACUAGAAUGUCAUAAUAAUAGUCUGUAGCCGCUUCUGCUUCUGGAGGUUCUUCUAGAGAAUAUUGCUGUUUGUUGUCAGGCUUUGUUUUCACUUCAUCAUCCGUGUCUGUAUUGUAUUCAAUGGUUUGCUGGCUUGCAGUGGAGAUUUCUGUUCUACUGAAUUCAGCCAUUGUCUCUAGAUUAUCUGUGUUGUGUGGAGGUGUGGGUGUGUCAUACACUCCCAUAUAUGUCUAGUCAUGUGGUUGAUUGUGUUCUUUAUGUGGUUUGGUUCUGUAUACAUGACAUUGUAAGUGUUUCUUUUAUCAAGUCUUAACUGAUCUUACUGUUAAUUUUUGUUGCAUGAACGUUACGUAUCUGAUGGGUAAUUACCACGUGUACUUGUCUUACAAAAAGUAUGUCCAUUUCUGCCUAUCCAUGUUUUGUGAUUAGCGUUUUUUGGGAUCAAAUCAUGCUUUAACAAGAAAAGAUAAUUAUGUAUUACCAGGAGCACAUAAAGAGAAUUAUCUUCAUGUGCUCCUGGUAAUAUCGGGUACAAGUCUUCGAACUGUAGCCCUGAAAUAUCCACAUUUAUAUUUCUGCCUCCCUCAUCACCAUUUCCCUAUGACCUUACUACCUUCACAAUUACCAUGGAUACUGAGUGAUAAUUAGAAUUCACAUGCUAGAUGUUAGUGCAUGUGCCAUUUUCUUCUUGUCUUACAAAAAGAUAAUUUUACGUGUACGUGUUCCUAUACAGUAUCGUUUUACUUGAAUGUUUUACAAGCACGCGAAAUUUGCGAGGGUUGAUCGAUUCGCAACAAUAAAAUUGCAAAACCUAAACUAGUACUGGUAAAUACACACGAUCCUUGCCAGAAUGAAAUAUAUAGUUAGAUCCCAAUCAUUUUUGGCUGAUUUGCCUCAUUCGCAAAAGUUUUAGUAUAAUAGGUAUACCUAUAUACAUACAUGCAUGUGACAUUUCACUUGUUUACCCACGUUACUAUGGCUACUGAGAGAUAAAGAGAGAAUGCACAUUAUCACAAAACAACAACAUCUGUCUGCCCACACAAGUACUCCACAUUUUGUGAGGUUUUCUUGAAUAAGUACAUGUAUAUCUGCCCUCUUUUAUAUAGGCCAAUAACUGUAUUAUUAUGUGUAUAACGAUUAACUAAUGCCCAUGCUUAUGCUCCCCACUUGUUGUGUAUAUAGUCUGUGUAUAUAGUCUGUGCUCAAAUGCAUCAAAAAUGGACAAACAAAUUUAUGUGCAUGGUUAUAGAUACAUAAUUAGUGCACACAAUUAUGAUAACAGCAUAUAUUGCAAAAUAUUCUAACACACCAUAUGUUCAUUGAAUGGUAGUUUUAGCAAUCUUCUUUUUGACUACCUUGUCAUUGACAUUGUCCGAGUGAUCGACACGAAUGGGCUCGUACCCAUCCUCUUCGUGCAUUGUCCCGAUUUUUUUGCAUCCGAUAGACCCCAAGGGCAACCUGCAUUUUGAAUUGAAGCAUCUCUCUUCAGUGAAGUGCCACUUGAACAGCAUGAUCUUAGCGAUGCCUUUUAGAACUGACCGAGCUGUAUACAUAGGUAGCAUUGCUGGAUGGCACGUAGAGUCUUCGUAGGGUACCGUAAUAUCACCACCUGAACGAAAGCGCCGUGUACAUGCAAAUUUCUCGCCAUCUUUGUCGCUUAUCUCUGCAGGGCAUCGGCAGCAUUGGUUGCUUCGAAACUGUACAGUGAGGCUGUCAUUGUUUUGCACGUGUGCUGUCGUAAUUUUCACAAGAAUUUCUUUACAGGUGUCCGUCAUUGCAAUGAAGAUAAUCGGAGGCUUUGGAAGAUUGGUGUAGUCUUCUUUUCGUUCUUUGAAUUCUCGUUCCAAUGUCGUGUAGAAAAGCUCUUGGCUUUUAUCUAAAUCAGCUUUUGAGAAUUUCUUUUCAUCUUCCAUUUCCAUUUUGCUAAAAUUGACCGGGACAGUUCCUACAAGCACCAUUCUCGAGAAGAUAGAUUUGUCAAAGUAUUUUACCAUGCAAGAUAUCUCACUUUGAAGUACUCGAUCGCCCCUCGUCAACGGACCACAGUCCGGGAGAAAGUAGAGGACUCGGCGAAUUUGUAAGCCAGCAAGUGUUUGAAUUUGAACAAUCCUCCGAACAAUCGCUAAAUUGCUGUCCACUUCAUUUGUUGCUCCACCUUGGAGCUUGGGACUGUAGAAUCCUGGGGUAUCCAAAACUUGAAUCAUUGUGGCAUCAUUCGUCAUUAACAUGCAGUUGUUUGUACUUUCAUAGACUUCAGCAUAGUCUUUCUCUUCUCUGAGUUUGUCAAUUUGUUCAUGAGAUGGUUGAUCGCUAAUAGCCCUGCAGAAUAAGAUAUUUUUGAGUCUAGUAUCAGCUUUUUCGUGCUCUUUCGCAUCAUCAGAUGAUACCCAACCUGUAAGGCUCUCGUAUUGAAUUUUGACUUUAUGAUCGUCACUACCAUCACCGGUAGCCUCCUCCGUAAGCCUUCCGUGAUUGCUAGCGCUAGCACCUUCAGUUUUUUGUUUAUCAGAAUUUGGUACUGGAUUUAUGGGCUCAGUGCUUUCCUGUGUAGCAUCUCCUUUUUCAAUUUGUAGAUCUAGUGGUGAAUUUAGAACCAUCAGUUUGUCAGCAGUGGAGCUUUUGCCUCUUCCAGCUCUACCUAGCAGCAAGAUGUCAUAAUAGCCUUUUCCAGUUGCAGGAGGGUUUUUUCGGGAUCUCUUUUGCUCUUUAGUAGGCUUUCUUUUCACUUCAUCACCCAUGUUUAAUAUCUUUGUUUUUUUCUCUACAUGUGAGUGGAAACCUUAAUUGUGCUGAAGUCACCUGACGUCAAUGAAUUUCACUUCCCCAAUUUUUAAACCAUGCAUAGUGUUAUUGAGUGGGUAAUGCAAUUUAAGGCACUGUGCAUCUCAGAAAAUACUAUGGUGCAAUCCUCGCUCAGUCAUUAAAUGUUGCUUGGCUUAUGACGUCAUUUAAUGUAAAGAUGUUGUAAUGAAUGUAGUGAUAGGCACGUAAGAAAGCAAGGUUUGUGUAUUCAAUAAAGACAGUGUAGAACCUCUUUGUGAGAUCCAAAGUGGGCCAGAGAGUCUUGUGUUGAUGUACACUACAUAAUUAUUGUGAGAAGCGCUAGGGUAGAGAAGUAGCUAGAUCUAGCUGGAGAUGUUUGUGUAAUGAUCGUUUUUGUGGCAGAUCGUCACGGUAAGAACCAUAGUUGAAGUAAGUUCACUAACGGCCGUGCAGAGCUUCACUGUGGGAUGAGAAGUCGUUCAGAGAGUAUAGCGUUGAUGUAGAGUACCUGUGCUGAGUUUAGAGCGAAACCGCUUGACUGGAGAGUAACUGGAGCUAGAUCUAGUUUUAAUCGACCAAACACUACCACCACUACCACCGUUGAUCUCGAUUGAACCUAGCACGAUUAUAGCCUUGCUUCGCUCGGAAUUAUAUAAUUAUUCAUGCGCCUCGGGGUAUAAUUAUUAUAUAUGCCUCAGCCACUACCUCAGGCUGACUAUAUACGGCUAAGAAACCUACUACACUUGUUCAACAAAUACAUAAUGACAACACUGAUGUUCCUGCCACCUAUUACGAUGUAUGUGUCAUUGCAUUAAGUUUAUGGCACGUACGUACACCAUCCUAUAGUGGUUGUUUUUAUGUGUGUGUACUGAACUACUGGCAGAGGAGGCAGGGUUUUUUGUCACAUAAUGAUUUUAGCAAAGAAAAUGUGUUACCGUGUCUUCAAACUGUGGCCCUGAAAGAUCCACAUUUCUGCCUUCCUCAUCACUAUUUUUGUAUGACCUUACUAUAAGAAAAUGGAAUAAUAAUUAUCAUAAUUAUAUAGAAGCACUAAAAUGUAUUUAGUGCAUACAAAAAGAACAGAUUUUACGUCUACAUGUUCCUAUAAUAUACAAUAUGUGACAUUUCACUUGUUUACCUACGUUACUAUGGCUACUGAGAGAUAAAAAGAGAAUGCACAUUAUCACACAAACAACAACAUGUGUUUUUGCCCACACAAGUACUCCACAUUUUGUGAGGUUUCCACAAUAAUUGAAUAAGUAUAUCUGACUCUUUUAUAUAGGCCUAUAACUGUAUUAUUAUGUAUAACGAUUAACUAAUGCCCAUACUUAUGCUCCCCACUUGUUGUGUAUAUUGUCUGUGUAUAUAGUCUGUGCUCAAAUGCAUCAAUAAUGGAGAAAGACUGUGGUUAUAAUUUAUAGAUACAUAAUUAGUGCACACAAUUAUGACAACAGCAUUAUUAUAUUGCAAAAUAAACUAACACACCAUUAUGUUCAUUGAAUGGUAGUUUUAGCCUUCUUUUUGACUACCUUGUCAUUCACAUUGUCCGAGUGCUCGACACGAAUGGGCUCGUACCCAUCCUCUUUGUGCAUUGUCCCGAUUUUUUUGCAUCCGAUAGACCCUAUGCGCAACUUGCAUUCUGAAUUGAAGCAUCUCUCUUCAGUGAAGUGCCACUUGAACAGCAUGAUCUUAGCGAUGCCUGUUAGAACUGACCGAGCUGUAUACAUAGGUAGCAUUGCUGGAUGGCACGUAGACUCUUUGUAGGGUACCGUAAUAUCACCACCUGAACUAAUGCGCCGUGUACAUGCAAAUUCCUUGCCAUCUUUGUCGCUUUUAAUCUCUGCAGGGCAUCGGCAGCAUUGGUUGCUUCGAAACUGUACGGUGAGGCUGUCAUUGUUUUGCACUGGUGCUGUUGCAAUUUUCACAAAAAUUUCUUCACAGGUAUCUGUCAUUGCAAUGAAGAUAAUCGGAGGCUUUGGAAGAUUGGUGUAGUCUUCUUUUCGUUCUUUGAAUUCUCGUUCCAGUGUCGUGUAGAAAAGCUCUCGGCUUUCAUCUAAAUCAUCUUUUGAGAAUUUCUUUUCAUCUUCCAUUUCCAUUUUGCUAAAAUUGACUGAGACAGUUCCUACAAGCACCAUUCUCGAGAAGAUAGAUUUGUCGAAGUAUUUUACCAUACAAGAUAUCUCACCUUGAAGUACUCGAUCGCUCCUCGUCAAUGGACCACAGUCCGGGAGAAAAUAGAGAACUCGGCGAAUUCGUAAGCCAGCAAGUGUUUGAAUUUGAACAAUCCUCCGAACAAUCGCUAAAUUGCUGUCCACUUCAUUUGUUGCUCCACCUUGGCGAUUGGGACUGUAGAAUCC
Halichondria panicea is the source of this 8952-nucleotide messenger RNA. RefSeq lists its product as uncharacterized. Lineage: Eukaryota; Metazoa; Porifera; Demospongiae; Suberitida; Halichondriidae. The transcript has a single exon. Bases 922 to 2157 code for a protein of 411 amino acids. The record is from RefSeq and is a predicted model, not a curated record.